UCGUGAAUGUUGGUAUAUUUACGACAUGUCUAACAUACAGGAACGCUUAGACAGUGUUUACAGAUGGAUGCUGAAAGGAUGUACCGAAACAGUUCACAGCUGAAUGUCAUGAGGUUGCAGUUGGGCGGGUCUUCAGUGAGGAUUACAUUUAUUGUUGCCCAAAUAUUCUUGGUUCUGCCCUGUUGCUAGGAGACCUUUGACAGUUGGGGUUUAAAAGUGAUUGUGGACGGACUCGAGACCAAAGCUCUCUAAUCUGCAUUUAGUGACAGCUUUUCUUUGGGUUCGUGACGCAAUUAACCUGUCAAAACAAUAUUAAUAAUAGACAAUAUAUCAUCCGCCUACAGGUUAUUAUUGUUAUUUUUAGCAAUGUAACCUACGCGUUGAUUUUAACGCGACGGUACCUAACUGUCAUUCAGUCACCUUUAGUUUGAUGGAUUAAGGGUGGACUCUGGUAAAGUAGUCUGCUGGCUGAAGGUCAUUUUGUAAUCAGAUCAAUAUCUGCUGGGAUGGCUCAGACACAAUGGGCCAGUAGGCUCCAGUGAGUCCUGCUUCAGAUCACCUACUCUCUGCCUUAACACCAUUUGACCAUCACAUGAGGCUCUAUGAGAGGAGCUGCACAGUCUGAUUUUGGAUCAGAAUGAACUUUGCCUGUAGCUGUUUUGUAUCCAAACACCUUGUGCAUCAAUAGGAGUGCUGCACAUGCUCAGUCGGGCCUGUUUGGUGUUUUGUAGUAUCAACAGGAAGCACUCCUUCCUCCGCCUCUUCCUCUCUCCUCCAGGAGCAUGCCCUCUGAGCCUCCUCCCAGCUCUCAGGACAUGCUGACAGGACAGAGGCUGUGUCAAUCCAAAUCCCACCAGGACUCUGUCCUCUCUGCCCUUAAUCAGCAGCGGAAGGACGGACUGCUCUGCGAUGUCACCCUGGUCGCCGGGGAACAGAAGUUCCAUGCUCACAAGGCAGUCCUGGCAGCCUGCAGCGAUUACUUCCGGGCCAUGUUCAGUCUGUGUAUGGUUGAGAGCGAGGCAGAUGAGGUAACUCUCCAGGGUGUGACGAGCGUCGGACUGAAGCACGCACUGGACUUCGCCUACACAGGCCAGAUCAUGCUGGAGCCAGGAGUGAUACAAGACGUCCUGUCUGCUGGAAGCCACCUUCAGCUGCUGGAAUUGCUCAGCCUCUGUUCCCACUAUCUCAUUCAGGAGCUGAACAGUUUUAACUACCUGGACCUAUACAGGCUGGCAGACCUCUUCCACUUGCCGGCCCUGGAGGAAGCAGUGGUGGGCUUUCUGGUGGAUCACCUCUCUGAGCUGCAGAAGAACAGACAAGAGGAAGUGUUGCUCCUACCUUAUCGGCUCCUCAGGGAAGUGCUAAAAAGCGACCGGCUCACCUCUCUCAGUGAGGAGGAGAUAUGGCAGUUAUUGGUGCGUUGGCUGGAGCACGACUGCAGAUACCAGUACAUGGAGGAACUGCUGCAACACGUGCGCUACGGCCUGAUGGAGGUCUCCGCCCUGCACCGUGUGGCCAGCAGUCACCCCUUCCUCAACUCCAGCAGCACUGUCGCCGCCCUGGUGGAGGAGGCGUUGGACUACCACCGGUCUGUAUUUGCACAGCCUUUACGUCAGACGGCCCGCACAACGCCUCGCUUUCAGUCACUAACUUUAUAUAUCAUCGGCGGGCGCAAACGGGAGGUCAGCCGCGUACGGGAGUUGCGGUUCUUCAACCCUGCCGCGCAGGAGCACACGCGUGUCGCCGGGGGUUCGAACUGGAGUGAGUUAGCACCCAUGCCUGCUGGACGAAGUCACCACUGCGUGGCUGUCAUGGGCAACUUCCUGUUCGUGGCUGGCGGAGAGGUGGAACACGCCACUGGAAGGACAUGUGCGGUGAGGACGGCAUGUCGGUACGAUCCGAGGGUGAACCGCUGGACUGAUAUUGCACCAAUGAAGGCGUGCAGGGAGCACUUUGUGCUGGGAGCUCUGGGACAGUAUCUCUAUGCCGUAGGGGGGAGGAACGAACUAAGGCAGGUUCUACCCAGUGUGGAGCGCUACUGCCCCAAGAGGAACAAGUGGACUUAUGUGCAACCUUUUGACCGUUCGCUGUCCUGUCAUGCAGGAUGUGUGGCUGACGGGCUGCUCUGGGUCUCAGGUGGUGUCACUAACACAGCUCAGUACCAGAAUCGACUGAUGGUGUAUGACCCAGGACAGAAUCAGUGGCUAGCGCGUAGUCCCAUGUUGCAGAGGAGGGUGUACCAUGUGAUGGCAGCAGUCAAAAGGCAGCUGUAUGUGCUUGGGGGGAACGAUCUAGACUACAACAAUGACCGCAUCCUGGUUAGACACAUCGACUCUUAUGACAUGGACAUGGACCAGUGGACACGCUGCUCCUUCAGUCUCCUCACAGGCCAAAAUGAGGCAGGAGUAUCUGUCCAUGAUGACAGAAUAUAUGUAGUUGGUGGAUAUUCCAUCUGGACAAAUGAACCCCUUGCUUGCAUUCAGGUGCUAGAUGUGAGCACCAAGGGUAAAGAGGAGGUUUUUUAUGGGCCGACGCUCCCGUUCGCUUCAAAUGGAGUGGCGACGUGUUUCUUGCCUGCACCGUACUUCACCUGCCCCAACCUACAGACCCUACAAGUGCCACAUCAUAGGAUAGGGGCUCUCUAACCUCCCCACUCAUUACUCAUUGAGGAUAUUCCCACAAACACACUAUGAACCAGUGGAAUCAUGUAAGAGCCUAUUGUACUCCCACAAAUUGUGACAGGAGGAUGCAGUGGAGUCAUCGUUGAUCAUACAUUGAUCAUGUAGAGCCAAUAUGAAAUGUUCUGAUGGAUGUGGAAACAUUCAAAAAGAAGUUGUUUUUUUGAUUGUCAAGCUUGACUGGCGUUCAUGCAUUUCUGAACUGGAUAUGCUAUGGUGCUGCAGCAUGCUUAUCCAGUUUAACAAGCAGUGUGUAAAUCUGUCUGAAUGAUUAAGAGACACUUUAUGGCCCAGACCCAAAUGGCACACUUGAUGUGAACCUCUAAAAGACUGUAGGUUGUCCCAUUUGUCAUUUUAACAUUCAAAAAGGUGUUCAUACCACACAGUCAACUUUUACUCAACAAUCCAUGCAGAAUUACAUCUAAGGAAAAACGCAAGUGCAUUUGGGACAGGGCGGAAGUGCGAGGGAUUUCAUAGAUUCAAUCCACUCUCCACUCCGACCUUAAUGUUCUGCAACAUUGUUGUACUUUCUAUCAAAACUCAGGAUGAAGACUGUAUUGUUUACUGAAUGUGUAUCAUCACAGCUGACGACAAAUACACACACAGCAUCUUCACAAUCUGCGUCAACAGUGGCAUCUUGACUGUUCUCCAUCCUUCCACCAAAAACUGCCCAUUCCAUAAGAAAACAUGUAAGGGCACACUUUUUUUACAUAAUGUCUAUAAUAAAUUUAUGCAGUUGUGCAAUGAU
Megalobrama amblycephala (Wuchang bream) is the source of this 3426-nucleotide messenger RNA. RefSeq names its product kelch-like family member 32 (gene klhl32). The record is from RefSeq and is a predicted model, not a curated record. Gene Ontology annotation, molecular function: protein binding. Bases 783 to 2645 code for a protein of 620 amino acids. The transcript has 12 exons. NCBI's taxonomy places the organism in Eukaryota, Metazoa, Chordata, Actinopteri, Cypriniformes, Xenocyprididae.